Messenger RNA from Anolis sagrei ordinatus, 2467 nucleotides. The record is from RefSeq and is a predicted model, not a curated record. NCBI's taxonomy places the organism in Eukaryota, Metazoa, Chordata, Lepidosauria, Squamata, Anolidae.
GAAUCCACGGGAACAGCUUCGGACGCGGCGCCGGAGGCCAAAGGACGUCACCUUGCACAGGUUUCUUUUCCCAAAAGCAUGUUUCCAAAGCCAUUUCCAGCACCCUUAAAGGGAAAGGCUGCCUUCCAAAACGCCCUUGAGGUGCCUAACGUGCUUCUCCUUGCUUUUAAUGAAGGCAGAAGAGGACGAGACAAGGACUGAAAUAAUUGCGCACGAAGCUUCUGCCUUUGCUUGGAGCGCCUUGCGCCAUGGCCAGGCCCAGCCGGGACAUCGAACUGGCCCGCUUGGUGCGCCGUGGGCCUCGCAAUCCUCCGCCGUCCCCUUCCUUCCGUGCCUUAGCUGCGCACUUGCCCAACGUCCCCAGCUACCCUCCUUCCCGCAUCCCCAUCCUGGCUUCACGGAAGCACCAGAACGGCACGGAGAACCCCAGUUUCCUGGUGGAAGAGGCGCCUGUCAAUCGCAGACACAGCCAGAGGGGGAAAUAUCCCAGGGUGAGCAUCCAGAAAGUGGAUUCGAAGGAUGGCUUUUCGGGGGAAGCCGCCUUGGCGCAUCCUUCUCCCGGCAACAAAUCCCAAAACCUUGUGGUUCCGGUCACUCCAGUGGCGCUCAAGAGGAAGAAGCGCCUUGUCCCAGAGGAGCCUUUGGAGGAACUGGGAGCCCUUUCUCCAAACCAGUCUCCCAUCAAAGCUUGGGCGGAUCGGUCCAGUCCUGAGAGAGAAGAACAGAUCAGUUUGUCAGGUCGCAGCAGCUCCACCGGAAGCCAAAGCAGCGCCGUGAUCAAUGACCGUCUGCAAGAACUGGUGCGGCUCUUUAAGGACCGGACGGAGAAGGUCAAGGAGAGGCUGAUCGACCCGGAUGUCUCCUCCGAUGAGGAAACCCCUGCGGCUACGCCAUUGAAAGGAAAUCCACAAGAGGAAGAGAAGGAGGCAACUGAGAAUGACGAAGCCUACCACGAAGUGCUCUGCUGCCAAUUUAAGGCCCGCCCCUUCCUCUGCCGCAUGAAAAAGAUCCAAUACCAGUGGCCCAGCAGCAUCGACCCACUCACCAACCUGAUGUACGUCUUCUGGCUCUUCCUGGUGGUCCUGGCCUGGAACUGGAACUGCUGGCUGAUCCCGCUCCGCUGGGCUUUUCCCUACCAGACGGCCGGGAACGUCGGCUACUGGAUGGCUGUGGACUACCUCUGCGACCUCCUCUACGUCCUGGACAUGGCGCUCUUCCAGGUCCGGCUGCAGUUCGUGGAGGGAGGAGACGUCAUCACCUUGAUCACCAUUGGGGGGCUGCCGGACCCCAGCAACGUCUUUGAGAUCGCCUUCCAGAUGCUCAACUACUUCACCGGCGUCUUCGCCUUCUCCGUCAUGAUUGGACAGAUGAGGGACGUGGUCAGCGCGGCCACCGCCGGACAGACCUACUACCGGACCUGCAUGGACAACACGGUCCAAUACAUGGCUUUCUACAACAUCCCGCGUUCCGUCCAGAACCGGGUCAAGACCUGGUACGAAUACACUUGGCACUCACAAGGCAUGCUGGAUGAAUCGGAGCUGCUGAUGCAAUUGCCGGAGAAGAUGCGGCUGGAUAUCGCCAUUGACGUGAACUAUGAUAUUGUCAGCAAAGUGCCGCUCUUCCAGGGUUGUGACCGGCAGAUGAUCUUCGACAUGCUCAAGAGGCUCCGCUCCGUGGUGUACCUGCCCAACGAUUACGUCUGCAAAAAGGUGAUCCAGGGAUGCGCAAGAAGGGAUGGCUCCUCCAGACUCGUGUCACUGGUUGUGAUAUUUUCUUUCUUACUGGUGUCCAGUGGUGUGAUAUUACGUAUAACCCUUUACACUAUGCCUUUUCCCUGCGUGUGUUUGCACUCCAGGCGGAUGCUGAAGAGCCAGCGCAAGGCCAAGGAGGAGAAGGGCCCCGCGGUCAUCAUCCCGCCCAGGGCCCGGGCCGGGACCCCCAAGCUCUUCCAAGCGGCUCUGGCGGCGGCUGGGCGGGCGGGCGGCCAUGGGAAGCUUGCCCACCUCCGAUGGAGGGUCAAGGAGCUGAAGGCCAUGCAGGCUGCCAGUGCCACUCCAGUUCCACCCAAAUCUCCAUUCAGCCCCAUUUCGCCAACCGGAUCAUGGAAAUCGGAUGACCACAGGACCAAGGCGGUCACUUCUGCGUCUUCAGGUCAUUUGGUCCAGGUUUGCGUGAGUCCAGCUCCAAAAGAAGAGGAUCAACUUCUCUCCGUUGAGGUUGUAGACGAGAAGGAAACUAAAUAGGGGAGAAAUACAGCUUGCAAGACUUGUAGUUGACCAGAUGGUUGCCGUAUGAAUCCGCUCCGGGUUUUAGUCCGAACUUUAACACUUUCCAAGGGACUGAAUCUCUGUAGUGAAGCUUUGAAGUCUGGACUAGAACCCAGAGUGGAUUCAACAGCAUCUAGGUGAACAACAAAGCCCUAGGAUGGCAUUGGAUUGAGCAAGAAUUGGUCGAGUUUCCAUUGGAA